Messenger RNA from Mycotypha africana, 1119 nucleotides. RefSeq lists its product as uncharacterized. The record is from RefSeq and is a predicted model, not a curated record. The transcript has a single exon. NCBI's taxonomy places the organism in Eukaryota, Fungi, Mucoromycota, Mucoromycetes, Mucorales, Mycotyphaceae. The coding region runs from base 169 to 1113 and encodes 314 amino acids.
CAGUAUCAAGGACAGCAACAGCAAAAAGAAAAAGUCCAAUCGACUACGGUCAGCUCAACUACAUUCAACCAUAGAAAAAGGGUAGAGCAUAUCUCACCCCUAGAAAACUCAAUCAUCUUGAACGACAAGAACGAUAUUUUCAACUCCAGUCCGUGUCAUAGUCGAAGAAUGUCGACUGCAUCUUCAAUACACAGUAGUGACAGAUUUAGUCAACGCGACUUACAGCAACAGCAAGGCGAUGGCUGGAAGGUAGCACAACAAUCGGACAGAUGUAGUGUCAAAUCCGUGCCAACAAAAACAUCGCCUACAUCUCCUACUACUGCAUAUUAUACUAAUGCACCCUUGCCUUUACGCUAUUCUCCAACUCCAAAGCUUGUUCCAUCUGCACCUAGAUCGCUUUCACCUUCACCACUCCUCACGCCUAAGAACAACCGUCAUUUAGAUCCGUUGGCGCAUCGCCACCAUACCCAAGCACAAUCCCGUUAUGGUGAGCAGCCGAAACCACAACCACAACCUCAACUACAAGCUAGUGCAAACUUACUGCAUCAUCAAUCCAGUGUUCCUUCAGCCUCCUCAUCAGCUCCUUAUCAGCCAUACAAUCACGCUUUAUCUUACCAUUAUGAGGAAGCGUCAGAAGAAGAACCCAAGAAAUACCAAUUGAGUGAUCCUCCUGCUUCAUCUUUGUCUUACUCUUCACCUACCACAAUCGAUCAUUCAGCGUCUUCAUCACCUGUGCCGUCUAUUGCGGAUAUGAGUACGCAUACAAAUGCUACAAGUACGAACGACUCAGCAUCAAAAAGUAUUCAUAGUGUGCCUGUUCAUACAAAUAAUGCUGAUAAAUUGAUUUUUUACAACGAGAUUUAUGAAAGCAGAAGGCCGUAUUCGCAUUAUUUUGGUACACCUGGUCACGACUCUCACCAGCGUUACCUCAUGAACAACAGCAGUAGUAGUAGUAGUAAAAAGAGCGGAAAUAAGAAAAGCACAAAAAACGGAAAGAGGUAUUCUUCUAAUGAGCAGAAUCAUUAUCAAGUCUACAAUAAUUCAAAAAAAAAGUCGGUAGGGUUGUUCACUAAGUUAAUGAAAAGCCUAAAACAUCGUUUUAUUUCGGGAUAGUUAUGG